Symbiodinium natans is the source of this 7626-nucleotide messenger RNA. The record is from the annotation of a GenBank genome assembly. NCBI's taxonomy places the organism in Eukaryota, Dinophyceae, Suessiales, Symbiodiniaceae.
AUGCCCGUUGACCAAACCAGGGUGGCCGCCCCUUCUUCUUUCUGGCUUUCGGGGCUACUUAGGAAUCUGCGACUCUCCGGCCUGGCUUCUGUCCUGCAGCCAAUCUUCCACCAUGGCACGUACCAGGAGGAUAGCUGCGCCGGUCAGUGCAGGGUCGGGUGGUUCAACAGGGAGUGGACAAAUUUCAUCAGCACGGGGAGAGGUUUCUUUGUGAUGUACGAUGUCCAGCAGAGGUUGCAGAGUGGCCAGGUUCUUGAAGACGCGCUGAUGCGUGGGUAUGACCCAAGUGGGAUGACCUGGGAUAGCUUCGUAGGGGACUUUGGUCAGAUGCUGGAUGCAAUCCGUGCAUACCAGACAGUCGGGACUCAGACUUCCACCACCAUGGGCACGACCACCUCAGCAACGGCCGUGGUUUUGACUUGUGGCAGCUCAGUGGCUGACUCCACCGUGGGCCGGACCAGCAGUCUGGGCCACGAGUCCGGUGAUGCAAAGCACAUCUUCUGUGCGCCUGAGGGCAUUGGUGAAGUCUUCUUCAGCACAUGUGGCUCCUCCUUUGACACUUCCCUCUAUGUCAUGGGUCAGGACCUCUGGCGAUCCUGCGAUCAGUGUGGAUCAUGCUGGCCCAUGGCGGAGCUCAAAGUAGCCGGCCUCUCACCGGGGUGGUGCUACGAUGUUGUCGUUGACGGCCAUGGAACAGCUGAGGGGGCGUUCCAGCUUUCUGUUUCCUGUUGCGUCGACGUGGGCCAGUGUGGUGGUCGUGGCAUCGUGAGGCACAGGUCUGGGGCUUCACGAGAUGGUGCAUGUCGCUGCGAUUGCUUCUGGCCUUUUACUGGCCCGAACUGCGAGGCAUGUCGCGCUGAGUUGAUGUCAGUGUUCCGGAAUGGCACGUGUGAGCCUUGUCUUGCUUUUGCAGAUACAGAGGUGCUUGCAUUGCACAGCACAAACGUGACGUGGUCUCCGAACUUCAUUGAUGCAAGCUGUCACCGUGCCAUCCGCAUUGGCCAUUUCGUGCAUCGAGCUGCGCACAGCGGAUUUCUGAGGACUGUAGCAGAUGCAGGCGAUGCUGGGCUUGCUUUUGGGCUCGGCAGCUGCGCAUCCUCCACGCUGAGCUCACUGACAGUACACAUCACAGCCAACGGUCGGCUCCAAGGUUCGGUGCAUUGCGCUCCCCAGAUCAUGUGUCCAGAGCUUGUGCUUUCAGGGAACAGGACAAUGCCAAGUGUGUCCAUAGAGAUGCUGCAGUGGGACAGAGCAGCUGCCACCACCGCGCUCUCCUUGGUGGACCUACUCAUGAGCUUAUUCCCUUCAGGGCACAUCCCCAUCCGCCUGGUCCCCUGGAACGGCGAAAAUGCCACACUGAACGCCACCUCCCCAGCCCAGGCGCUGGCCUUUUUCAACCGUUGGUUGGGCUCAGCCUCACUGGGGGCACGGCCCUGCUCUACUCUUGGGUCGGUGUUGCAGCCGCAGAUGGAGGCGGACGGGCUGCUUGUGUUGGUGGGGCUGUGCGAGGGUGGGCUCGGGGAAGCCGCGGAGAUGCUCUCGGAGCUCCCCGGGAAGAUUCUCCACCUGGGCGGGGAAGAGUCAGGUCGCUCGGAAUUCUCCAUUUCGGUUGGCUGGCAGCAGGGGCUGGCAGGCUUCUCUGAAGAGCUCUGCGGCUUUCUCGUGUCUUGGCUGGAGAGGCCUGAGUGCUUUGGCCAGGUGAACUUCUUUCCCAAAGCAGUGCCCGAGAGGACGCGUCGGUUCCUCACUUUCAAAGGUUUUUGCCUUGGUGAGACCCUGCCAUCCUGCUGCUUUGCUGGCCAGUGCUCCAACUCUGUAUACAGGGGCUCUGACGGUCACCUGAGAUGCGCCACUCCCCUCUUGAAGAGCGGGCUCUACUCUGUGAGCCUCUGGUCGAAGACUGAAAACACAACAAUGACGUUCGAGAGCAAGCUAGAUGUAGGCGUGCGCCGGUUCCGGACGCGCGACUCUUAUCUCGCGCUUAGCUGGAUAUUUACACAAAAUCACACUUAUAUUCGGACAAAUAAUCCUGUAAAUUCAGGACACGAGGGUGGUUUGUGUUGUGGCCACAUCGCCCUUAGCCGCGACUUCAACGUGAUCGGCGCCGCAAGCCCCAACAAGUGUUGGCGGAACUGGUAUCGGCACUACGGGCGCACCUUGUUGCCAGGUCCUCCAAUCAUUUUGGAGGAGAAUCCGUUUCAUGAGGCUAUGGUCUUUCUGGCUCUUCGUUGCUACAUGGUGCUUGACCUAGCCGAUGGCGACAGCUCCAGCAUCCCAGAAGAGUCGUCCUGGACACAGCCCGCAGUGCUCCCCCCCGAGUCUCCAGUGGCAGCAUCCUGGGAUUGGCUUCAGAAGGUGCGUACCUUGCUCGACUAUGCGAGCAACGCUGCAAGAGAUGGAACAAUGUCCGCUUUGGCGGUCGUUCGCUGGGCCUUGCACGCUGCUGGAAUCCAGACGCCGGGUUUUGGGGACGAGAAACUUUGUACAUCAUCCGACCGGCUCCGCAACGACCGCUGCUUCUAUGCGUGGAGCGCAGCGGCCAAAGAUGCUGGUAAGUACUUGAUCCUCGCCGGCUUCCAAGAGAUUGCCUCUGAUUGGCAGCUGACCGGUGCUAGGCUCGGGGACAUCCUGGUCCUGCCUGACUUCAAUGCGACAUGUCUUCUACACCAGACGAUGAAGACCUAUUCAUUCGAGCACGGCUUCAUUGCCAUCCGGGGCUCGGAGGAAGAUCAUCCAUGGGUGGCGGAUAAAUUGUACAGCCUUCGUCUGCUGCAGCACAUGGUCGCUGUGGAGACUGAUGGCCGGCCACACCUCUACAGACUGCGGGAAGGAGUGGAUUUGCUGGCGGGGGUCCGAGAGAUGGUCAGCCCACGCACUUUGUUGAAUCGCGUGCUGGCGCACAGAGGAGCGAAGUCACAGGCCUUGGCGACUUGGUACGAUGUGGGCGCCAACGAGGACUUAGAGAUGGUUCGCAGAGAUCUUGAAGAGCGGCAGCCCUGCCCAAGGUCAUCCAUGGGUGUGCAGCCAAACGGGCUAAGACUAAUUGGACGGCUCGGUCAGGAGCGGCGAGGUUUGCCACCUCAUGCAGAUUGCAGAGAGAGCGACAUGCGGUUUCCUCAUUUCGUGCGGUGUUGCUAUGACCGUGUGUCUCGGCGCUACAUCCCAGACUGGCCAUCCAGCAUGCAACGGCUAGCGCGAGCUGCUCGAGGUGGCACAGAUGAAUGGCUAGACGUGCAGGAGGAAGAUGCCCAACAGUUGUGGCGGGCCCUCAUGUCACCGGAGGAAGUCCCAACAACCACCACCACCACCACCACCGCUGCUGUAGCCGUCGAAGUGGUGUUCAAGGGCAUCUCCUUCGCGGCUUCUGACCGUGCGGGUGUGGUUGUCGUGGCCUGGCCUCCUGCCGUGGUAAACAGUCCAGGUGAGAACUCAAGGGGCCAAAGUGACCCAUCGGUUCAGUAUGCCUUGCUCUAUGCUGACGGUGAACAGAAUUUCACAGGGCUCGACACGGAAGCCUCCUUGUGGAACUAUGCCAGUGGGGUCCUUCUGCACAGUGGGGGUGUGCUCAACACAAGUUUGGAGGCCGAACCGAACUCGACGCUCUCCCUAUUGGUUCUGGCCCUGGCAUCAGGCCAAAUGUCCAAGAACCGCCAAGCCACCCACGUAGUGGUGGCCGCAGAAGAUCCUGUUCUGGCAGACAACAUCGCAGCCCUGGUGGAAGUGAGCCAUAGCGCCACCUUGGAGGUAUCUUUCCGCAACAGCUCCCAUGACCCUGCGGGCCGCAUUGUGACCCUCACAGCCUGGGCUGGCCGGCUUCCUACGCUGGAGGUCGGGGCCUGUGUGAGCGGGACGAGCAGCGAGGAGGAUGUUUUCUUGGUCGUGGUCGAAGAUCUGGAGUACUUGUCCGAGUCCUCGGUGUUGCUUUGGGCUCAUGCGGUGAGCGUCUUCGAAGUCUUCCAGCGCAUGCAUGUGGAUGCCAGCCUUCAACUAGGCCCCGACGAGACCACCAACCGCACCAAUGAUACAGCCAACGAGGGCAUGGAAGCCGCCGCACGGCGACUAUCGGAAUCCAGCUUGUCGCUAUCCCUUCCUUCGCUCAGCGGAAGCUUCGACAACUUGGCGUCCUGCACCGUGUUGCCGACAUUGAAUACAAGGCUUAAGUUCGACAUAGACUCUGUCUUCUCAGUUCACCUGAGCUUCAAUGUCGAAGUGGUGGUUUCCGCGUCUUGCGAGCUACAUGUAUUACCGGAUACUGAGAAGCAGUGGCUGAACCUUGAGCUGGAUGUGCUCGCGAGGAUGCUGGGGAAGAGCAAAGCAGCCUUUAAGCUGCUAUCACGACUUGGGCCUGGAUUAUUGUUGGAGCUGAUUCCAGAUCACUUGAUCCUGUUCCUUGAGGGCACGAUUUCCUCAAAGGGCUUCGGGGCAAUUGUGAACUUCGAGUACCGAAGGUCAUUUGGCUUCGAGCUUCGCGGUGGGGAGUGGCAGUCGGUCAUGUCAGAGCCGACAAAGUCUGCGACGUGGGAGCCCACGCAACUCUGGACAGGUAGCUUGUCACUCGCUGCAGGUGCUCGCAUGGGAUACGAGUUGGGCAUCCCUGGCGCCUUUGGCUGGGCGCUGAACUUUGAGACACAGCUUCUGCAUUUCGAAGCACAAGCUGAAACUCUUCCACCCCAGCUUCUGACACUCACCUCGGGAGCAGAGCACGCGCUGCAUUUCACGAAAUUUGAACUAAGUAUCAAGCCACUUGUCAUCGUCAUUCGAUUCGUGUGUGAGCUGGAGGAUUUCUGGGGCAGCCGGUUCUGUGACUGGGGUGGCGGGUCGCGCGAGAUUUACCGAUUUGUUCCUUGGCCCAUCCCUCUUUUUACCCUUCCGACCCUUGACAUUGAAACCGUAAAGGGUCCGGCAUGCAGUGUGACGGUGGAAGAGAAUCAGACGGGGAGGAUCGGGCCAUUACUGCCCUCGCAUUCAUCCACAUCCAGAUGGAUCGUGGAUUCCAUGUCGGUGGGGCUCCGAUCCAACGCCGGAGCGGUAGCCACGCUUUAUCCCAAGAGGCGUGGUGCGGAUGGUGGUUUCUCAUACAGCCUCCCCAACUUGCACAGCGAGAGGAUCUACUACUACCGCUUUUCAAGGGCAUUUCCCCCGCUUGCCAUGAUCGUCUCGAAGACCUUUAACCAGCUGGCCUUCUCAGCCAGCUGUGUCAUGUUCUCUGAUGAGGCCCCGCUACCGGUGCCGCCAAGUGUGAACAACCCAUUCGGUCCAGGCACGGACUGGACACCGUUUCGGCCACGUGCCAGGGGACGAGGCGAUCCUCACUGCACCACAUUUGACAGCCUAGACUUCGAAUGCAACUUCCUGGGCGAAGCCAUCUGGACCAGAUGUGGGGAUUUCUCAUUGCAUGUGAUUGCAGAUCAGCUAGGCAAUCAUGCGCGCGGAACUGUCAUCACAGGCUUCGCAAUCCGAUUGGGCCAGGAUGUUGCUUACGGCCUUUUGCGCGAAAAUGUGAGCGCUAAUGAAUCCGCUCUUUACUUCUACAUGAACGGAGACCUCGUGGAAGACCUUGAAGAUUCCGAUGAAGAGAGCAUCGUCAUCCAGCCGGGCCUGAACAACACUUUCAUGAUUGCAGCGGGGGGGAACGAAGUCAUGGUCAUCCCUCACGCUGCUCACCUCUUUCUUGAAGUCGCUGUUAAAGAUGAGUGUUUCAACAUGACCGAUGGGCUCAUGGGCAACAACAAUGGCGAAGCAUCAGAUGACCUGCGCAUCUUCAACUCUGCUGACAUCCUAGCAGGCAACUCUUCUUUGGAAGAAAUUUAUGAGAAGUUUGUGCUUUCAUGGUGCAUCACUGAUGCAGCAGAGUCCCUUUUUCUUCCUGAGCACUUCCAUGCUUGCGACCGCUCGUACUGGCCUUUGUUCUCUUCGGAAAUCGAGUCCUGCCCGGCAGCGUGCGAAGGUGACCGCAGCUGCUGCUUCGAUUGGGAGGUUGCCGGACCCGAAGUGGCACAGGCCUCACUGGAGGAUGCAGCGCGGAGCCAAGAGGCAGACAAGCAAGUCCUUCCAUUUGGUAGCAGCCCGCCAAGCUUGUCUUUUCCCAGUGAGACGCUCUUCACACUGGCUUCUUCACCUGUGCUGCAGCUGGAGAUUUUCGGGAUGGCAGGGCCAUCCACCACCAUCAAAAAUCUUGGAUGCUCCUUCUGUACAAACUUCUCCAGCGAAAUCGACAGCGAAAUCGAUGUGUCAUGCCAAGUGCAGGGUUUGGGAGAGCAGAAUGCCUCACUCGCUGUUGUGUCCACCAGCUUGCCAUUGGGGGAAUUCGAUUGUACGGCACUGGAUGCUGACGGCUUUGAGACAAUGGGUGUCGGAAACAUCCUUGGUGCUAGGACGACUACUACGAGCAGCACUACAAGUAGCGCCACGAGCGCAACACACACUACAACCUCCAGCGGCACCACGAGCAUGACAAGCAGCACCUGGACUUCCAGUUCUUCGAGCACAGCGGUCACUCACACAACCUCUUCGAGCGAGAGUCGAACCACCUCACGAUCUUCUACCUCCUCAUCCACUGUAAGCACACGUUCUUGGACGUUGACCAAGAGCUCCACAGUCACCACAUCGAGAACUGCAAGCACCAGAACGUACGCGUCGAGCUCCACUUCCACGAAGAGCUACACAGCUAGCGCCAGCACAACAUCAGCAGUAAGCUCCGACACACAAACAUCUACUGGUACCCUGGCUUCCACGUCCACUGUCACAUCAACCAUCACAGCGACCAUCACAAUGACCGUCACAUCAACUGCCCCACCAACCGUCACGUCAACCAUCACACCAACCAUCACGUCCACCAUCACGUCCACAUCUACGAACGCAGAGAUGCCAACCUGCGAUGCCGGGAAACUCCUGUCAAGGACGACAUGGGAUCUCAAUGCCACAAACUGCUCGGGCGACAUCGUCGCUGGCUCCACGUGUUCUUUGGACUGGUGCCCGCCGCCAUUGAGACCCAUCGGUGCUUACAGGUGCAUGCCCUUGGCCGAAGAUGAUGGGAAUGCGAGUGCCGCCUCUGAGCUGGUGGGCUUCACCGCCUGUGUCCCUGAGGAUUUACCGCUCCAGUGGAUCCUGGUCCUCGCUCAUCGCUUUACCCUUUUGCUGGAGGGGCAAGGCAUCAUGUCCGACCUGGUUGGGGCGCUUGCGCAGGAGCUGGUCCUGAAGCACUAUGACGUUGGUCCCCGACAUCUCCUGCGCCUGGAGGUGGAGAGCGACUUCCCGCGGCGGCUCGACUCGCGAAGUGCUGGAAAUGGCAGCGAAGCCUGGGCAUCACUCGUUUCGUACGAACUUGCAGUGCCUGCCGGAAGAGCUGAUGCCUGGGUGCGGUCGGCGGGGUCUCUCAACUCUUCAGCCUCCGCCCUGUUACAGGACUCCGUGGCCAGUAUCGGCAUCACAGCAGUCGGGCUUAAAAGCGUCAGGCCACCGAUUAUCUAUGAGCAGCAGUCUCCCACGGACGAGGCCGGAAACCCAGUGCUGAAAGACUUUCUCGGCCAGACCUACGAGCAACCACCUGUGACAGCGAGCGAAGGCAACUCUAUGGCUCUGCUUUGGGCAGGCAUCCUGCCGGCCAUCGCUUUCCCACUGUGGUAG